Molecule: messenger RNA, 2230 nt
Organism: Musa acuminata AAA Group (dessert banana)
Lineage: Eukaryota; Viridiplantae; Streptophyta; Magnoliopsida; Zingiberales; Musaceae
Exons: 6
Coding region: 87-2078 (663 amino acids)
Biological process (GO): chromatin remodeling
Cellular component (GO): cytoplasm
Source: RefSeq, a predicted model, not a curated record
CUUAUUGGUAUUGGCAGGUCAAUGCAUCAUGUUUUUUGGAGUGUUUUGGAUUAUGCUUCAGUCAUAAUUCACGGUUUGCUGGUUCCAUGAAUAACCUAAUUUUGUCAAAACCGCUUUCAACUGGAUAUUUGCUUUCCAUUGCUGAGCUGAAAGCUGGCAAUAUCUUGAGUUCUCCAAGAAAUCUUACUAAGGAUGCCACUUUUCCUGUUGUUUCCAAAAUUUCUAUUUUGCAAGAUGAGGAUUUGCAAAGUCCUUCAGAAUAUGUAACUAGUGUUUUGGAGUUUCCUCACAUGCCUCCUUGGUUUGGUAUUGCUGGCAGUCGGAAACUAUACCUAACUCUUGCUGGAGUACUUAGACUUGUCGGGCUGUCCAUAAUAUCAGGACACGAGAGCAAUAUGUUUUUAUCAGUUCUUGUUGAUAAUUUGCUAGAUCAGUUUCGCCAGUUGAUAUCAGAGCUUCGUAUGAAAGAAUAUGGCAAAGAAGGGUGGAAAACUUGGUAUUUUCAUCAUGGUUCUGGCCAGUUAUUGCGCAAGACAAGUUCUGCAGUUUGCAUGUUAAAUGAGAUAAUAUAUGGAUUAUCAGAACAGUCAGUUAAUACAUAUUCAACAUUCUUUAAAAAGUCUAGGGAAGAAACCUUGCAAGAAAAGAAACUUGCAUAUGAUGAUGACAAGUCUACAACUUUCAAAUGCCAAGGAUCAGCUUGGAAUAUGAGAGAGGGAAAGGAUAAUAGGGAUGCUACAAUUCUUUCCAUUGCCAGCAUUUUGCAUGAAUAUUUGUCACCUGAAGUGUGGGACAUUCCAUUGGAUCAGAAUGCACCUCUGCUGGAACAUAAAAUAGAAUUAGAUCUUCCAUUACAUUUCUUCCUUGACACCAUAAUGCUGCAACAGGUGAUCCUAGAUGGAAUAGGCAUUUUCAGCAUAGUUCUUGGAAAAGAUUUUAUAAGCAGUGGAUUUCUGCACUCUUCUCUUUAUUUAUUACUAAGGAACUUGAUUUGCUCUAACAGUGAGAUAAGAAUCGCAUCAGAUGCUGUCCUACGUGUUCUUUCUGUUUCGUCCAGCCAUGCCACCGUAGGGCAGUUGGUUGUGGCAAAUGCAGACUAUAUUAUUGACUCUUUAUGUUACCAGUUGCAGCAUUUGGAUAUCAAUCCCCAUGUUCCAGAUGUACUUGCUGCUAUACUGUCCUAUGUCGGUACUGCUCGAGAUAUUCUGCCAUUGUUGGAGGAGCCGGAUGUUUCUGUAUCUCUUGCAAAAGUGGAGGAAGCUUAUAAGCACGAGAAACAAACCAAAGCAGCAAUCUGGGAAGCAGUUCAGUUGCUAUCACUAAAUGAUCUGAAAGAUGGGAUGGAGGCUGCAGAUGAGGAAGCUGACGAGAACAGAGUGCUUCCAGCAAUGAACAUAAUCUGGCCUUAUUUGAUUCUUUGCCUUAAAAAUAAGGUUUCAGUGGUUGUGAUCAGGAAAUGCUUGAAUAUGCUGCAUAAAGCAGUUCAAAUUGGUGGCGGGGACUUUUUUGUUCGCCGGUUUCAGAAUGAUGGGCAUACUAUAUGGAAGUUGCUUACUUCAUCCCCAUUUCGAAGGAAACCAAUGCUAUCAAAUGAGGAAAGAAUUCUUCUCCCUUACCGAAGUAAUUCUAUCACUUCCGAAGAACCUAUGGCUGAAGUCUCCAGCCAAAAAAUCCAGGCAGCAGUAUUGGACAUGAUUACCAUGAUAUGUUCGGACAAGAGGACUAGUUCAGCAUUACAGACAGUCCUGAAGAAGGUUAGUGGUAUUGUGGUAGGUAUUGCUUGCAGUAGCAUGGCAGGUCUCAAAGAUGCGUGUCUAAGGGCAUUAUCAGGACUUGCUUGCAUUGAUUCAGACCUUACCUGGCUUCUGCUUGCCGACGUCUACUAUUCCCUGAAUAGAAGGGAUGUUAUCCUUCCACCAUGUCGAGAUCUGGCUGGGAUUUCUGAGCUGCUUCCUGCCGCAUCAUCCAAAAAGGAAUAUUUGUUUGUGAAUUAUGCAGGAGAAGAUUUAGGCCUUGAUAUAGAUCCUUCAUCCGUGGAGGUAGUAUUUAGAAAGAUGGAAUCAGAAGUUCUUUUAUGAUAACAUUUGUACAGUCGGAUCUGUAUCAUGUUGAAUGUACUCUGUAAAUUUGUGGGAGAUGUUAAGAAUCAUUGAGAAUGUAAAAGGGCAUUAGAAGUCACUUUGUACAUGGUAUUUAUAAGAUUAUGUUACAUGCGGAGGCUUUUAGUGCA